Etheostoma spectabile (orangethroat darter) is the source of this 1805-nucleotide messenger RNA. Its product is annotated as tyrosine kinase receptor Cad96Ca. Gene Ontology annotation, molecular function: ATP binding; growth factor binding; vascular endothelial growth factor receptor activity. Gene Ontology annotation, biological process: multicellular organism development; cell surface receptor protein tyrosine kinase signaling pathway; positive regulation of angiogenesis. The record is from RefSeq and is a predicted model, not a curated record. The transcript has 12 exons. Gene Ontology annotation, cellular component: signaling receptor complex; plasma membrane. The coding region runs from base 312 to 1580 and encodes 422 amino acids. NCBI's taxonomy places the organism in Eukaryota, Metazoa, Chordata, Actinopteri, Perciformes, Percidae.
AGUGUCAUGCAGCUCAAACCGCCCGCUGCUCCUGUUCAUUUCCUCUGCUUAUGUUGUGGUUGACACACGAUGAGAACUCUCGCUGGUGACAAUACAGACAGACUCAAGGUUAACACAACACAUGGUUGAAUUCUUGUAAGGUUGUGGCAUUUUUUGGUAAAUCAGAAUAAAGACAGAAUAAACACAGAACAGAACGGUUCCAGCUGGCCUCGGAUCAUCAUCAGUCACUCAUCAAACUGGUGUUCAUCAGAAAACAAAAGGCUGGAGUGAUGUUCUUUAAUCAAAAUCACCCUUGUUGAGCAGAAGACACAAUGUCGGCUAAUUCCACCACUGGAGACCGGACUGCCACAGGUCGGUCCUUGGACCCGCUUGUCUGCAUCCUCACAGGGGCCCUCUCCUUCACCGUCCUGGUGUUCACACUGCUGGGGGUCGUGUGUCUCAGAAAAUAUCGUUCUUUGGUGCAGACCAUUCGAGAGCUGCAGCGCAGCAAGUUGUUGCUAGAUGCUGUUCCUCGGCUGGAAGCUCCCCUCAUGCCUGUGAAACCAGGUCCAGCAGUGGGGAAGGAGGAGGAGGAGGAGGAGGAGGAGGAGGAGGUACAGCUUCCUCCCCAAAUUCCCCUAAAGCAGAGCAGCACCGUCAGGCCCUCCUCCAGGAGGCUGUGGAAAGGCCUGCAGCAGGGUCCCCAUGUUACCAAGUCAGACUUGAACCUGCUGCAGCUGAUUAAAGCAGGGAAGGAGGGCGUCUUCUACCAGGCCAGGAUGACCAGAGGGACGUGUAAGGGCCACAACAUGUUCACCUGCAAGAUCACCAAGGAAGGUGUCCGUCCUAAGCAUGUGGACACAGAGGUUUCCAUCAUGAAGAAACUGGUGCACCACAAGAACAUCCUCCAGUUACUGGACUGGAACACCACUGAGGAGCCUUACAUUCUGAUCAUGGAGUAUGUGAGCUCCGGCACUUUGAGGACCUUCCUGCGGACCAACAGAGCCAGCCUGAGUACAGACCCUGAGCUGCAGAGCCUCCUCACCAUUGCCUCCUACCACAUCGCUCUGGCCAUGCAGCACCUGCGCUCCAAAAUGAUUGUGCACGGUGACUUGGCUCUGAGGAAUAUCAUGGUCAAUAAGUUUCCCUGGGAGGUGAAAGUGGCGGAGUUUGGCCUCGCCCGAGACUUUACACGCAUGACAAGCCGCCGCAGCAGCCGCUGGAGAAACCCACAGCAGCGUGUGCCGCUGCGCUGGUACCCACCUGAGUACUUCAAGAACAACUACUACAGCUUCAAGGGAGAUGUUUGGGCAUUUGGCAUCGUGCUGUGGGAGAUGCAGACAUUUGGAACACUGCCAUACCCCAACCUUGAGACAUCCGAGGCAGUGGUGUACCACAUCUGUAUCGGUCAUAAGAACACAAACCCUGACGGCUGCAGACCAGAGCUACUUCAUAUUAUGCGAGACUGUUGGCUGGAGCCGUACCCUCUGAGACCCUCAUUCACAGACAUUGUCCGCAUGCUGGAGAACAUCAUGGAAAAUGAUGCGGAUUACGUGGAUGUUGAGAGUCCACUGCGUUUGGUGAAAGACGAGGCUGAAUAAAUAUCUACGAGCAGCCAGUGUCACCUUUGAAGAGACAAAUCCCAACUAAACGCCAAGAAAUCAAAUAACAGUUAAAUGUAUUACUUUUUUUUAAUUUAAUCUAUACACAUCAUUUUUUUGAGAUUACAUUUAUCUGCUUGGGUCAGCCUUUAAAGAGCUGAAAUAUGCCAUAACUAUAAGAUGGUUACACAUAAACAACUCAACAGAAAAACAGAUGUACUCAUA